Molecule: messenger RNA, 3178 nt
Organism: Aquila chrysaetos chrysaetos
Lineage: Eukaryota; Metazoa; Chordata; Aves; Accipitriformes; Accipitridae
Gene: XYLB
Product: xylulokinase
Exons: 16
Coding region: 59-1648 (529 amino acids)
Biological process (GO): xylulose metabolic process; D-xylose metabolic process
Cellular component (GO): cytosol
Molecular function (GO): D-xylulokinase activity
Source: RefSeq, a predicted model, not a curated record
GGCCGGGCCUUGCAAAGCCGCCCCGCUCCGCCGGGGCAAGGGCAGGCCCCCGGGCGCCAUGGCCGCUCCCUGCUACUUGGGCUGGGAUUUCAGCACGCAGCAGCUGAAAGUCAUUGCUAUUGAUGAACAGCUGAGAGUCGUUUAUGAGGAUAAUGUUCAUUUUGAUAAAGACCUUCCAGAAUUUAAGACUCAAGGUGGAGUCUAUAUUCACAGUGACAGACUGACAGUCACUUCUCCUGUGCUAAUGUGGGUCAAGGCUCUGGAUAUGAUUUUGGAAAAGAUGAAGUCUUCGGGCUUUAAAUUCUCUCAAGUCAGAGCUUUGUCUGGUGCUGGCCAGCAACAUGGGAGUGUGUACUGGAAAAAAGGAAGCAUCCAAAUUUUAAAGAAUGCAUCAUCCAAACUGCCUCUACAUCAGUCACUAAAGGCUUGUUUUUCUGUCAGUAACAGCCCCAUCUGGAUGGAUUCUAGCACAGCUUCCCAGUGCAGUGCAUUGGAGAAAGCCGUGGGGGGAGCACAGCACCUAGCGAGUAUUACUGGUUCUCGAGCCUAUGAGCGUUUUACAGGAAACCAGAUAGCAAAGAUUUACAGCCAGAAUCCUGAAGUCUACAUGCAAACUGAGAGAAUCUCUUUGGUUAGUAGUUUUGCAGCUUCCCUUUUCCUAGGAGCUUAUGCACCCAUUGAUUACAGUGAUGGUUCUGGUAUGAACUUGCUGCAGAUUUGGGAAAAGGUGUGGUCAGUGUCCUGCCUUAAUGCUUGUGCACCUGGAUUAGAGGAGAAACUAGGAUGCCCUGUACCAUCCCAUUCGGUCCUGGGGCCCAUUUCUCCAUAUUAUAGUCAGCGUUAUGGGUUUAGCCAAGACUGUAAAAUAGUAGCAUUUACAGGAGACAAUCCAGCAUCAUUGGCAGGGAUGAGACUUCAAGAAGGAGAUAUUGCAAUUAGCCUUGGCACGAGUGACACAUUGUUUCUGUGGAUCCAAGAACCAACUCCUGCCUUAGAAGGUCAUAUACUCUGCAAUCCUGUUGAUUCUCAAACAUAUAUGGCACUUCUAUGUUUUAAGAACGGCUCUCUGAUGAGAGAGAGGAUCAGAGAUGAUUGUGCUUCAGGCUCCUGGGAUGAAUUCUCUAAAGCCUUAUCAUCUACUGUUGCUGGAAACAAUGGAAACUUGGGUUUCUACUUUGAUGUGAUGGAAAUUAUUCCUGAAGCAGUUGGGAUUCACAGAUUCAACAGAGACAACCAAAAGGUUUCAGACUUUCCAAAGGAGGUGGAAAUUCGAGCACUGAUUGAAGGGCAGUUCAUGGCCAAGAGGAUUCAUGCUGAAAAGCUGGGAUAUAAAGUCAGGCUGGACUUGACAGUCUCUUACAGUGGCCUUCAGCUCAUCAGUGCUACACUCUUCCUCGUUGGAAAAUCUGAAGAAUGGAUGAAAGAACACAAAGAAAAAGUUUGCUUGAAAUUGUCUUUUUCCGACUGCACUUACAGUGAUUGUACAGCAUCAGACAGACUUAAAGUAAAACUAAACUCAGGAGUACCUGCUGAGCAUUGUGCAUCAAUUACUACUCAAGUAGAGAGCGAGUUUCAAAACGGCCACUUCUCUACCACUUCCGUUGGUUUUAAAGUAUUUGUCUUCCAUUUGACAAUAUUUGAAGCUUGAUAAGAAAUUGCAAGGAAUUCCUGAAAGCUGGAAAUUUGAAAUUAAAAAUAGAAGUAUGUAUAUACAUACAAGCAAAGGGUGGGUUUGUGAUGGUUUUAUUAUUAAUAGUGUCUUAAAGUGAAAUAGUUCUUUAGAGGAUAUCUCUACUGCAGAUAACUGCACUUGUCAAUCCUUAUCUGAAAUGUUACCAAAGUGUGGCUUAACUCUUAAUGUUUCACCUAUGGGUGUGCCUAUCUCAGUUGAUUCUUCUGAAAUGUGUAAUUAUUAGACGUUUUCAGAAGUUCUGGUGGAUGGAAGUUCAAUUAGCCCCUGUUUGUAGAAAUCAGCCAGCAUCUUCCUAAAAUAUAAAUCUGUGUGCGUUUGUAUUUCCACUUUUGCAGUAGCACUAAGUGAAAGAAAUGGCUGCAUAGGAAUUUGAAUGGGCUGAAUGGUCUGCCUGAAAAACUCUACUAGAAGGUGUUUGGUGUGUGCAAACACAUAAUACUGAAUUCUUUCUUUUUACGAAGCAACAAUAUUGCCAAAGGUAGCAAUACUAAACAAUGUAUAUUCAUUAUAGAAGUAGUAUCAAAUGCCAGUAUUAUUUUGGACAACAAAUGAACUGACUUGGAAAUACGUUCGAUUUCCUUAGCCUAAAGUUGGUAGCCAAAGGUUCAGUGUACUUACGUAUCUAUUCAAUGUACUCCAUCAUUGAUAGCAGCUUUCUUCAGGGUUUCUCAUGUCUUGUUUUCAACAGGUUAAGAUCACUUUUGUUACAUUUCAAAUACGGGCUUUGUUGGUAGAGGACUUUGGAUCUUAGAGGUAUCCAUGUGCUGAAGGAAGGCUUCUGGGGGCUCUAUUCCAGCACAUCCUUGGCUGCCUCCUCUGUGUUUCCAGGAUUGGGUCACUCAGUUCCUUCCCUCUCAUUGCUGGUAUCUAUUACCGAACAGGUGAAUGUUAAUAUUUAACUGUACAUAGCAAUUUCCAUGUAUGCAUCUCAAGAAGUAAUUACAGAAAGCUGGAGGACACUCAGUGUUGUUACAAAUCAGCAAGUGUUUCAGUCCUCUCAGUGGCCAACUUAAAACAUACAAAACAGCAGAAAAUGUUGUGUAUUAGUCUGUGUAGCAGCAGCCCUGUGAGUAGCAUUGGAAUGAAGAUGGUCACUGGUCACAGAGCUGGAGGGAUUUUGAAGGAUAUUUUCAAAAGCAUUCACUCUCUUCACUCAAGGUGCUCUUGAUCUUUUUCCUUUGUGUUUAUUCUGGUCAAAAAUGAACUUUUUGUUAUUUUGAAGUAGUUCUAAUUAUAAUAGUAAUACAAAUGUACAAGUGGAGAGCUGCUUGAGUAACCUCUUCAAAUUAAGUGCACUUCUAGUUAAAUGACUUAAGUUUACCUGCAAGUGAACACUUAUGCUGCAGAGAAAGUGAUACAAAGCUUUGUAUUUCAUACCUAAUUUUGUCUGUGAACAUAAAAGCCUGGUACCCACUGAAAUGCAGGUGAACAUCUGAAGCCAUUGUUUUUAAGUAUGACACAUUAGAAUAAAAAAUUGCUGGCAUA